CGUAUGGGGAUGACACUGUAUAUCAUUCGUACUUAUUUUCAGGGAGUUCUGAGAGUUCACGUCAUCGAAGCAAAGAAUUUGUUGAAAAAAGACAUAACAUUUACUUGCAAGGGAACAUCCGAUCCGUAUACUCUGCUUGUCGUGGGAGAACAGACGUAUAAAACUGAAACUGUAGAGUGUUCAGUGAAUCCAAAAUGGGAUUACUGGUGCGAGUUCAUUAUACUCGAAUCAACUGGACAAGAACUCCAUAUCGAUGUCUGGGAUGAGGAUCCUACCGAAGAUGAGUUUCUGGGAAGGGUUUUAGUGGACAUCGCGUAUCUAAUCAAAACAGGACAAAGCGACUUGUGGUUGAACUUAGAAGAUGUGAAACAUGGAAUGAUACAUAUCAGGACCACUUGGCUCACCCUAACUACAGAUUACAACGACUUAAAAGCGGCUAUUUAUGAAAGUCAACAGCUUCAACUAGCCUAUAUGAGUUCCGCCUUGCUUAUUGUUUUUAUCGAUUCAGCUUCAAAUUUGAGGCAAGUGAGAGUUUCCACAAAACCAGAUCCCUUCGUCCAGCUUCAACUGGGAAGACAAUUUAAACAUACCAACGCCAUUAUGAGGACCGCCAACCCAGUAUGGGAAGAAAGUUUCAUUUUUUUAGUGGGUAAUCCUGAUUCUGAUUACUUGAACUUGAAGAUAAUUGAUUCGAAAACAGGAACCGAACUCAAUGAAAUCAACUAUAAUCUCAGCCUUCUUUCCAAUAAGGAUAAUUUGGAAGUUGUGAAAGAACCAAUUCGAUUAGAAAGUGGAAGAAAUGAUUGCAAGUUGAUCUGGUCACUUCAUUUAAAG
Molecule: messenger RNA, 834 nt
Organism: Leptinotarsa decemlineata (Colorado potato beetle)
Lineage: Eukaryota; Metazoa; Arthropoda; Insecta; Coleoptera; Chrysomelidae
Product: extended synaptotagmin-2
Cellular component (GO): endoplasmic reticulum membrane
Molecular function (GO): phosphatidylinositol binding; phosphatidylcholine binding; calcium ion binding
Source: RefSeq, a predicted model, not a curated record